Molecule: messenger RNA, 858 nt
Organism: Letharia columbiana
Lineage: Eukaryota; Fungi; Ascomycota; Lecanoromycetes; Lecanorales; Parmeliaceae
Exons: 5
Coding region: 1-858 (285 amino acids)
Molecular function (GO): oxidoreductase activity
Source: RefSeq, a predicted model, not a curated record
AUGGCCAGCCUCGACGAAAAGGUCAAGCUUCGAUUUUUACAGUGGCAGGGCUUGUACAAGGAGGAGAAGCCUUUCGAGAUUGUUACCGAAACUAUUCAAGGUUCCGAAAAUAGGCGGACAAAUCUCUUGUUUGGUACCAAUGGAGAGCAAACCAUUACAGACAUCAGAGGCAGGGAAGGAACCCAAUUUGCGCUUGACAGUCAUGGUUUCGCGUACAGACCAAAGCCGUGUCCGUUUGAUGGUUACGACAACAAGCAGAGAAUCCUUGAGGAGUAUCUGCCGUGGGCUGAGUCAAUUAUUAAGCAAGAAAUAGAAGACAGUGGUCGUGUCUUCAUCUUUGACUGGAGGCUACGGCGGUCUGACUUCACACCGCGGAGGGUCGAUCUGACUGAGCUACACCAAUACUUACCAGUAGCAUCGACGUGUCAUGUUGAUCAAAGCCCAUGGGAGAUGGUAAAACGGUGCCGCAAAUUUCUCGGCGCCGAGGCUGAGGAGUUGUUCAAAGGCCGCGUUCGGAUCAUCAAUCUAUGGAAGCCACUAUCCCACACAAUCCAGGACAGGCCCAUAGCAGUAUGCGAUGGCAGCACCGUGGAUCAGGCAGACUUGGUUCACACGGACUAUGUCCGACGCGAUGAUGUUCAGGAAACGAUGUAUCUGCUACAUAACGACAGACAGAAGUGGUACUACCUAUCGCGCCAAACCCCAGACGAAGUCCUCCUGAUCAAGAUUUAUGAUUCCAGCCUGGCCGUCAAAGCAAUCAACUGUCCGCAUUCCUCCUUCUUCCACAGCAAAAUCCCACCAACUGCCGUCCCUCGUCAAAGUAUCGAAGUCAGAGCGUUUGUGUUUUCUCGUUCGUGA